Messenger RNA from Prosopis cineraria, 779 nucleotides. RefSeq names its product 60S ribosomal protein L18-2-like. The coding region runs from base 69 to 632 and encodes 187 amino acids. Gene Ontology annotation, biological process: translation. NCBI's taxonomy places the organism in Eukaryota, Viridiplantae, Streptophyta, Magnoliopsida, Fabales, Fabaceae. Gene Ontology annotation, cellular component: ribosome; cytosolic large ribosomal subunit. The record is from RefSeq and is a predicted model, not a curated record. Gene Ontology annotation, molecular function: RNA binding; structural constituent of ribosome. The transcript has 5 exons.
UUAUAUUUCAUCAGUCGUCGCGUCGUUCAAGCUGAGCACAGAGGGAGCUUGUCAUCACCCAAGCUACAAUGGGUAUCGAUCUUAAGGCUGGCGGUAAGAGCAAGAAGACCAAAAGAACUGCUCCCAAGUCCGAUGAUAUCUACCUCAAGCUCUUGGUCAAGCUUUAUCGCUUCCUAGUCCGGAGAACUGGUAGCAAUUUCAAUGAUGUGAUACUGAAGCGCCUGGUCAUGAGCAAGGUUAACAAGCCUCCUCUUUCUCUGUCAAGGUUGAUAAAAUUUAUGAAGGGAAAGGAAGGUAAGAUCGCUGUGAUUGUGGGUACUGUGACUGAUGAUACAAGGGUAUAUGAGGUACCCCCAUUGAAAGUUACAGCACUCAGGUUCACGGAGACAGCACGAGCUAGGAUAGAAAAGUCUGGUGGUGAAUGCCUGACAUUUGAUCAGCUUGCUCUUAGGGCUCCUCUGGGACAGAACACGGUCCUUCUUAGGGGCCCAAAGAAUGCUCGUGAAGCGGUGAAGCAUUUUGGUCCUGCUCCUGGUGUGCCCCAUAGCCACAGCAAGCCUUAUGUGCGAUCUAAGGGAAGGAAGUUCGAGAGGGCGAGAGGAAGGAGGAACAGCAAAGGAUUUAGGGUUUGAGUUUAUCCUAGUUGUUUAUUUUGGAUAAGGAUAAGGUGAUCUGACUUCAAAAAUUCAAAAUUUUGCAAUAUCAUACGAGCUGAAGACAAAUUUGAUGUUAUUGAUUCAGUUAUGGUAAUGUAUGAACUUUAAUGCUCUUGUUUCUUA